Syzygium oleosum is the source of this 1036-nucleotide messenger RNA. RefSeq lists its product as uncharacterized. The transcript has 4 exons. The coding region runs from base 114 to 644 and encodes 176 amino acids. Lineage: Eukaryota; Viridiplantae; Streptophyta; Magnoliopsida; Myrtales; Myrtaceae. The record is from RefSeq and is a predicted model, not a curated record.
UACGGGUGGUCGUCGGUGGACCCUCUCUCUCCAUCCUUUCUGCGGCGGUAGCACACUCUCUCUCCCGCUCCCUCUCGAUCUCUCGAACAGGGGCAGCUACCGACCACCCACGCAUGGCGUCUUCAACCCUUCUGCACAGUCUCCUCCACAUUCCACCUCGCCCUUCGAAGUGCCCGACAGCUCAAUUGCUUCCCUCCAAGCUGCCCAAUUCGAGACCAACCAACCGCGCUUCGUUCCCAUGCACCGGUCCGCACGGUCCGACCAGGAGGCUCGGGGGCCGCCGUUCGUCCCCCGUCGUCGCUUUCCAGUCGAACUUCUUAAAGGUUGCUCAAACGGUUUGGAAAGUGGGGAGGGAUGCAAUUGAAGCGGGGACGAAUUUGGUGCCCGAUGCUGUUCCGAGGCCUGUAGCGAGGAUUUCGGUUACUUUCGUUGGGUUUUCCGUUGCGCUUUUUGUGCUGAAGUCAUUCUUAUCCACUGCCUUCUUUGUUCUGGCCACCAUGGGACUCAUAUAUUUCAUGUUCCUCGCCUUAAAUAAAGACAAUGGACCAAAAGGGGGUGGAGACGGACCAAAAGGGGGUGGCGGUGCCCCUCCGAUGGACGAUCCCGCAGAAGAAGCUAGAAAAAUAAUGGAAAAAUACAAGUGAGUUCAGCAGAAUCACAGGUCAGAAAGAACCAAGUCUGCAAUUUUCCGGUCCCCCUUGCCCCUGCUGAAGAGAUACGUGGCGGUGACAGCAACCGGAGAUGGCGCCGCCGAAUUCGAUUUGGAAUGUCAUUUUUGCAUGUGUAAAAAUACUAGUGUGUCGUGCGGGGACACACUUGUGUUUCCAAUCGCGUAUUUACCUUGUCCCGCGAAGGCGUGUAACUUACUGAAGUCGCUGCUCGAGCAUCCGAUCUAGUUGAGCCAAGAUUCCUCGUUGUAUACAUGCUAAGACUAGUCUACAAAGUGUACUCCACUGGCGUGAAUCUUCGCUUUGAUUUGAAAAGCUCGUGGAGAUCUUGUUUUCAACCAUAAUUCAUCCAUUUCAGCAUUCCACAA